AUGCAUUAUACUACUGAUUAUGCAUAUCUAAUAAUCACAUGGAUGCCGACUGUGAGUCUCAAACCACUUGCCAGUGAUGGAAGCAAAAAGGGCAAACUGCAGACAAAUGCAAACCACCCGCCACAACAUUACGUAGUAAUACCACCCCUUUCGAGCAGCAGCCAAAAGAAGCCCCUAUUAGUUCUCAGGAAUGCAGAAUACUUAGGGCAAAUAAAUAUGGAAGGAGCUGGUGCACUACCGGUCACAUGCCAGUUAUGUAACACCAUGGGUCACGUCGCCUUGAGAUGCAUAAAAAUGAGUGAAAAUCCAAUAGCUUGCUCUAUUUGUAAAGGACAGGACCAUACGACAAAUAAUUGUCCAAUACAUAAAGUAGUCUGCCAAAUAUGCAACUUAGCAGGACACAUAGCUCUCAACUGCCAACAGCGCCAGCCACCAUCUAACGCCCAACCACGUGGCACGCAAUGCCGCAACAAAGGACACGUCGCUUCAGAUUGUAAAACUUGUGCCUACUGUUUAAACCGUGGACAUACGAUACUAGAAUGUAAAAAGCACGAAUGA
This is a messenger RNA of Copidosoma floridanum, 558 nucleotides long. Its product is annotated as zinc finger CCHC domain-containing protein 7-like. NCBI's taxonomy places the organism in Eukaryota, Metazoa, Arthropoda, Insecta, Hymenoptera, Encyrtidae. The record is from RefSeq and is a predicted model, not a curated record.